CGGAGCGAGAGAGCGGCGUCCGACGGGAAGCCGCCGAAGCCAUGCAGCUCCACACUUCAAAGCACUGCAAGGCGUCGGGCUUCAUCCUGAACGAGAGAUGCGUCUUGUCUUCAAAAAUGGAAAUCUACCGUGAGCAGAGUAUCUGUCAGGCCCGGGCCGCCGUCAUGGUGUACGACGACGCCAACAAGAAGUGGGUCCCGGCCGGGGGCUCCACGGGCUUCAGCAGGGUGCACAUCUACCACCACACGGGGAACAACGCCUUCCGGGUGGUGGGCCGCAAAAUCCAGGACCAUCAGGUGGUGAUAAACUGUGCCAUUCCCAAGGGGCUGAAGUACAACCAGGCCACGCAGACCUUCCACCAGUGGCGCGACGCCCGGCAGGUCUACGGCCUCAACUUCGGCAGCAAGGAGGACGCCAACGUGUUCGCCAGCGCCAUGAUGCACGCCCUGGAGGUGCUCAACUCGCUGGACACAGGCCCCACGCUGCCCCGAGCUCAGCAGGUCCAGAAUGGGCCGUCCCCCGAGGAGCUGGACCUUCAGAGGAGGCAGCUGCAGGAACUGCAGCGUCAGAAGGAGCAGGAGCGGGAGCGCUUGGAGAGGGAGCGCCAGGAGCGGGAGCGUCUGGAACGCGAGCGUGCGGAACGCGAGAUGCUGGAGCGAGAGCGCCAGGAGCGGGAGCGGCUGGAGAGGGAGCGGCAGGAGCGCGAGAACGCCGAGCGCGAGCGGCAGGAGCGCCUGGAGCGCGAGCGGGAGGAGCAGGAGCAGCUGGAGCGCGAGAAGCAGGAGCGGGAGCGGGAGCUGGCGGAGCGCGAGAGGCAGGAGAGGGAGCAGCAGGAGCAGCUGGACCGCGAGCAGAUGGACUGGGAGCGAGGGAGGCGCAUCUCCAACGCCGCGUUCGAAAGCACCCUGUACAACCCCCCGCCUCCGGAGUACUCCAAGACCUCCUCCUCGCCCAUUUCUCCCUCCACCCCAAACUUCGUGCCUCCCGCCCCUUCCUCUUCCACCGUCACGCCCCCGACCCCGCCCCUUCGCCACUCCGCCUCCCGCUUCGCCACCUCCCUGGGCUCCGCCUUCCACCCCGUCCUGCCCCACUACGCCACCGUCCCCCGGCCCAUCAGCAAGCACCCGCCGGCCCCGCCCCCCGCCCCGGCCCCUCCCCGGCCCCCCUCCAAGUCCAUCGUCUGGUCGGCGACCAACUUCAGCCCGCUGCCGCCCUCCCCGCCCGUCAUGAUCAGCAGCCCCCCCGGCAAGGCCGCUGGGCCCCGCCCCGUCAUCGCCAUCCCCGCCCCCAGCCCGCUGUCCCAGAAGCCCCCCUCCCCGUCGCCCGGCGCCCCAAACGGGCCCCCGGAGUCCCCGCAGCCCCCUUUCCUGUCGCCGGCCCCGACCCCGCCUCCGCCCCCGCCGCCCCUCCCCCGCUGCCCCCCCUCGCUGUCCUUCCCCGCGGCCCCCCUCCUCUCCCCUCCCUCUCCCUCCACAGCUCCCCCUGCCUGUGCUGAGCACUCUCUAAACUCUGUGCUGGGAGACUCCUCCUCCUCCUCCUCCUCUGCUCCAGGUUCUGCUGCUCUUCCUCCCGCCCAGCCGGAUGCACCACAGGGACCUCCUGCUCCUCCCCCCCCACCCCCACUCCCACCCGGCUCCACUGUGACCCCCACCGCCGGGCCACCCCCCCCUCCCGGUCCGCCACCCCCUCCCCCGCCCCCUCUGCCUCCCUCCCUCACCCCGACGGGCCCGCCUCCCCCUCCUGGCCCUCCGCCCCCUCCUCCAGCCCAGGCCCCUCCCCCUACCCCGCCCCCUCCCCCAGCCCCGCCCCUUCCCGCCGGCCUGUUCUCUCCGUCUCCCGGUCCGGAGGAGAACCGACCCCUCGCUGGCCUGGCCGCCGCCCUAGCUGGAGCCAAACUACGGAAAGUGCCAAGGAGCGACGAUCCAACGGGUGCUGCUCCUGCUGGGACCCCCACAGCCGCCAAGGGCGGAAACGGCCCACUCCCAGGGGGCGGGGGCCUGAUGGAGGAGAUGAGCGCCCUGCUGGCCAGGAGGAGAAGAAUCGCAGAGAAGGGAUCGUCCCCAGAACCAGAGCAGAAGGACAAACCUGAAGAGGCGGAGUCCACAACCCCUAAAGUCUCUGCGUGUAAUACUCCAGACAUGCCCAGGAAACCGUGGGAGCGGGCGAACACUAUGAACGGUAGCAAAUCCCCAGUGAUCGGAAGACGGGACACCCCUUGGAGAAAUCAGAUGGUUUCUGAUCCAUUGAGCAGGCCGAAGUCCACGCCGACGCCGACCGGGUCCCUAAGUGCCAACGGGGUGGCGGCGGAAGGUCUCGACUACGACCGGUUGAAACAGGACAUUUUAGAUGAAAUGAGGAAGGAGCUUACGAAGCUAAAAGAAGAGCUAAUCGAUGCUAUCAGGGAGGAACUGGGCAAGUCCAACACAGCGUAGGACGCGUGUACAUUAAACCCCCUGGCCUGACAACUCAAGGUUGACUUCAGUUAUGACAAUAUUUUAACAAAAGAAAUGAUAAAAGGAAAAAACAAAAAAAGUUUGAAAGGCGUGAUGAUGAUGAUGAUGAUAAUUCUAUUAAUGAAGAAGACGCGUUUGUGAUUGGUGGAGAGGUGAGUCGGGGGAGGAGACAUGUAGCACCCGGGACCUUCUCCUCUUUUAGAAGCCCGACAGCUCCGAUAUUCCCGAGGACUUUCCCCCCGAGCGCAGGACACAGUCUUAAACAGAGGAGCGACUGUAAUUAUGCAAAGAUGACUUUCUUUGUUCAUAACACAAGAAAAUCAAGGAAAAUAAUUUAACAACAGCAACACAAAAAAAACAACAAACAAAAAAAAAAAACACAAAAACAAGGUAAUGAAAUAUAUUACUGUAUUAAUCAUCACAGUGUGAUAACGGGCAGACAGACGAAAACGCUCGCGCUGAGAUAUCGGGACGGUUGGCGUGCGCUUGUGACACGAGGGGGGGGGCGAGGGGCGCGUUUGGGAAGGUUUGUGUGGAUGGUGGAGGGAGGCUGAGGGCGUGCGGAAGUGGGGUGGCUCAGAGAGAAGAGCUUUCCAUCUGGACGAGGGACUAACGGACUAGUUAAAAAGUCUACAGCUGCAGGACUCUGUAAAGCUUGUCUUCCUGAAAUACUCUUUUACCUGAAUAUGUACAUUUAAAAAAAAAAAAGGAAAAAAAACAACAACAAAAAAAAAAGGAUAUCUGCAAGUUGUUUCUUCAUGUCUGUUAUAAUGUACGGCCAUAUCAGGUAGCCUACUGGAACCUUCCGUGGGAUGGCCAGUCUCUUGGUACUUCUUCGGCGUAAUACCCUGAAAACAUUUAUUCUUUGGUUUUGGUCUUUUUCUUUUCCCAGAAAUGAAAGCUCAGAAGUCUAAUUUGCGCUGAGCCCUGUUAUUGGCAUUUAUUUUUUAGUGUUGUGUGUGUGAUGGAUUGGUGGGACAGUCACAUGAAGAAAUGCCUUCCUGCUGUACAUCAUUGUAGCUCUCUACCAAAAUCUGACUCCUCCCUCAUUCAAAUCUCUGGUCAGUGUUUCAUAUCUCCAAGACCGGAUCUGUAGAUAGAAUUCUUUGAAACUGCAUUUUUUCCCCCUCAUUAUUUUGAUUGAUUUGAAAAUCUACUUUUUUUUAUUUUUUAUUUCUGUCGAAUUUAGUGCAUGUCAGAUUUUGUAAAGGUGAAGGUCGUAUAGCUGCCACGAAAUUAAUUAUCGUCUGUCGGUGUAUAAGCAAUAAGUGUAACAUCACCAUUUAGUUGCCUUUUUUUAAAGCGGUCUUUGUGGCCCUCAUUGUUUUUUCCACCCCCCCCCCCCCCCCCAAAUAGUGGAGAAUGCUUUACUGUAGCUUUUCUCAGUAGCCACGUGAUAAUCCCAAUCAAAAACAUUCAUAUCAUCUUGAUAAGUGAGGUAACUCUGGGGGAGGGAUCUGAGGGGUGUCUUCUGUUUAUAGCCAUGAUUUGUAAUUGAUUUACAGAGGUAGACCGUUUGUUUCUCAUCCUUUUGUAGCAGACACUAUUUUUCAUUUAGGGUUCUAGAAUGCUUCAGUCUUGGCAUUCCUUGCUGUAUCCAUAGUGUCACUUGGCCUUGAAAUUGUCGUUUUGGAGAACAAGGCAAAAUAAAUUCUCUCUCUGAAGUAUUAGCUACGUCAGAUAACGGAUCUUUUUCCUGAGAUGCCCAAACAUAUGAAACUAUGUCAACGCGACAGUUCUAGACACGUUUGUGCCAUCGACAAAAUGUUUUCUCUUGUGGUUAGUGGUUAUAAUGAUCUAUUUAUGUUAUGUCAUUUUGUUUGCCUUUGUUUUCCUUUUUCACAAUAAAAGUCCUGGGCCAUUUUGUUUUGCUUCUCAACAGAGCUCAGCACUUGCCUAAGUGAGAGCAAUUAAUUUUUCACCAUACCUGAGCAACACUCCAAACACUGGAAAAUGUAAUUUCCUUAAGGAAGGUAUUUUGAAGUGUAACAAUUCUCUGAUCCUCCCAUCUCAGUGCAAAACUGGCAGAACUUCAUAGACACUGAUAUGAAAUGCAUCUAAAUAACAAUGUUAAAAUUUGUGUUUUAAGAUAAUGUUGGGGAUAUACAAUGAGGGGAUAUAACAUGACCAGAUUUGGGUAAUAAUAUAUAUACCCCUUAGUGUUUCCUCAAAAUCUUGCUCAUGAGUUUUCUUCUGGAAAAUUACAUUUUUUAAACGUAUCUGCACAUUUAUGUCUUCGGUGAUUGUGUUGGAAAUUUGAGACUGGAAGGAAGGAAGGACGGGGUUUAACACAUUUCACCCUUUGCAUACUGUUGUGGUUUUCUCUCCUAUCAUUCAAACGCCGUCUUUCCGGAUCAAAACAUUUGGGAAGCUUAUACGAGUGUUUACAGCAUCGAUUGCACUUUAAAACCCCAUUGAAAUUCAUAUUAUGGUACUGCUUGCAAAAUGCAGCCAUUGCCCAACAAUGUGGCAAUCUCACCAAAGUUUUCAACCAUGAUAUCAUCCUAAAAGUGUCACACUCUUUUCUAGGCUUUCUUUGCUCAGUCACUGUCAAGAGAAAGAAAAUAUAUCACAUUUUAUGAUUUGGUAGGUUAAGUAUUUUGAUCAAGGUAAAAACAUUAUACAUAGAUAAAUCUGUAUCUUCAUGGUUUGUGCCUUGUUCUGAAGUUGCAUUUAACACGUCAAAGAUUAAAAAUAACUAGUAAUAACAGUAGAAGCUGUCAUAACCUCAAACAUGGUUUUUUUUUUGUGAUAGUUUUUUCAAAGGGAGAUUUGAGAUUGAUAUGUUAGAAUACAGUUGCAUUCAUAUUUUUACUUCAUGCCAUUUGUAAUGAUGUUGCGGUAAGAUAGGUGUCACAGUGUGAGAUUGUGGGUUUUUGGGAAAUCUAAAAUCUCUGAAAUUAUCUGCAGUGAGUCAGUUGAAUGUCGAAAUCAAACUGCUGGCUGUGAACGUCUGUCCCCGUACAAAGGACUGUGCAAGACCUGCAGGGGCUGAAACUGGUCUGUUCUUCACACCCUGGCUGGAAGCAUUCAAACUGACCGUUUCUGAAAUUCACGAUUAACCAGUUUCCUUAUUUUAUAUUCUUUUAUCAUUCACAUUGUACCAUACCGUUCUCAUGUUACAUUUAGAAUUUUUUGUUACAUGUUAACAUUGUUUUGUUUGAGCAAAUGAAAUAAAAUUGCAAUACAUUA
Molecule: messenger RNA, 5645 nt
Organism: Anguilla rostrata (American eel)
Lineage: Eukaryota; Metazoa; Chordata; Actinopteri; Anguilliformes; Anguillidae
Gene: enah
Product: ENAH actin regulator
Biological process (GO): actin polymerization or depolymerization; axon guidance; intracellular transport
Molecular function (GO): profilin binding; SH3 domain binding
Source: RefSeq, a predicted model, not a curated record